Molecule: messenger RNA, 2165 nt
Organism: Kockovaella imperatae
Lineage: Eukaryota; Fungi; Basidiomycota; Tremellomycetes; Tremellales; Cuniculitremaceae
Exons: 3
Source: RefSeq, a predicted model, not a curated record
CCCGUUGCAACCACCUUUACCCCUUUCAAUCAAAGGUAUCCCUCUUCGUCUUGACAUUCGACUACAUCUUGCACGAUCCACUGCUACAGCUCAAGUCCCUCUACUUGACUACAUGGAGCCCUCCAGACUCCAACUCAUGACCCGCUCAUAAUGCCAUUGCCAGUCGAACGUUCCCAAGGCUCUGUGAGUAGGCUGUAAGGGGAUCAGAAGAGCUGGGAUAUCUCUCGUCACGCUAUCCUGCACCCGAUAUUGCCAUCUGCCCAGCUGACCUUCGCCACCAGGUCUCCGCUUUGGUCGCUAGAUUUCAGACCGCCGCGAACAGAGAUGCUGAACAAGGUCGUCGAAUGUCUCUCCCGCCUCCUUCUAGCUCCAGACGAAACAGCUCAUUGGGUGUCUCCCCGAACAAUACUGGUGGUCGCGAUACGACGGUAACCCAUUCACAAGUUACCAGUGAACCCACUGUCCCAGCUCCGGGUCACGUCAACGAACCGGUCGCCGAUCUCGUCGAGAAAGAAGUCAAGGAGACUCAAGGAAAGGACACUGUGGAGCCCAUCGUCGAGGAUACGGAGGCGGAAAAUGGUCAAUCUGAUCAGGUACUCGAAGACACGCCUGUCCGAGGGGACAAGACCUCGAGUCCAGCACCCGUAGAAAAUCACACCGGUAACGACGCGACGAGCUCUUCUUCUAUCAGUCCGGUCAAAGUCACUGACAAGGCGGAACACGAGUCCAAGGAGGAGGUUGAGGAUAUCUCAGCCGAGCCUAUCGAAGCGAAAGAGCCUGCAGCGCAAAAGACCCCUUCCAAAUCCCGUCUGUCUUCUCAACCAUCACCUCUCAAGGUCGCGGAAACUCCCACGCCUUUGAAGAAGGGCACGAAACUCGUUCCAAAGGUGGCCGGAACACCGAAUAAACACAAACAAUCUAUCUCAGCUGCAGCCAAGGUCGCCAAAGAUUCCACGCCAGCUUCGUCCAAAACCAAGCCUAGCCAGCCCUCAUCCCCUACCACGACUACUUCCCUUCGGAAAUCUGUCCGCUCCGCCAAGACGGAUCCGGCGCCGCUCACCCCUACUAAGUCUGAAUCGUCGAAGCCAUCCAAGGCAGGUGCUACGCUUCAUCAGUCUGCCACUACCCCGGUCAACAAUGCUACAUCUAGCGCGUCGAUCACGAUUCUACCUCGCUCAACCAAAAAGGCGUUAGCGCGUCCAUCCACAUCUCAAGGCGCUCUCAGUACGCCCAAGGCUAAGACUGCUACAUCUGAUGCCAUACCACCAAUGCCGGCUGAAUCCAAAUCCCCGGAAGACAGUCUCACACCACUUCGACCUCAGCUGACGGGGCACACCGCGUCUUCCUUGGCGAAAACCCGAACACCUGUGGCCCAGAAGACGAUGAGAGCACAGACCAGCAUGUCUCUAGGUCGGGCCUCUGGGUCUAGGGCUCGACCGAGGCCUUCCAGUCCAACCCCUGCCGGUGGAGAACGGUCUGGUCAUGGAAAAAUGUCGUCGUCAAGCUCUACGUCGAGACUCAUGCAGGGCACAGCUGCUUCUAGAGCUCGUGCUGCCGACUCGCCUUCGCUCAAAGCAAAGACAUGGAGCCGGUCUGGGACAGUCAAGGAUCUGAAAAAGGCAUCAGAGACCGGUACGCUUGGCAGAGCAAAGACUUCCCAGCAGAAGGACGAAUCGACCGGUACAGCAAUCGUUCAUAGCAAAACGACCGUCACUGGGAGACCGGAGACAUCACGAUUGACAUCUAACGAAGAAAAAACCAAUCUGGCGACGAGGGGGAACGGACAAGACGGAUCGCAAGAGCCGGCAAUCGCAACAUCGAUAUCAAAAGAACCUGAAUCCAAGCAUUACGACCAUGACGCCCCAGCAGACGAGACAACUAGAAGCGCAAAAGUAUCGCCAGCAUCAGGCCCGUCGACAGAAGAUUCACGCGAAGCUUCAGGAGGAGCUGAACGGGGAGGAGAGCAGCUCGAUGACCAAGCCCAAGGGAAAGAAGUCGGGAAGAUGGAGCAAGCAGGCGAGGCGGACGUGGAAGCGAUUAGUUAGGGGAUUAAUGAGCGUGUGAGAGCUACGGCGGGAGGACAAAAUCCGCAGAGCGGGUAGAGUGAUGAGAAUAUCCGAUAUAUGAGCUAGUCUCUGCUGCAUUUCAUGUAUAUACUUGUGCUG